Messenger RNA from Leptinotarsa decemlineata (Colorado potato beetle), 1363 nucleotides. Its product is annotated as queuosine-tRNA galactosyltransferase. NCBI's taxonomy places the organism in Eukaryota, Metazoa, Arthropoda, Insecta, Coleoptera, Chrysomelidae. The record is from RefSeq and is a predicted model, not a curated record.
AGCUGUGUCAAGUGUCAACUAUUUUACAAUGUUUACGUUCAGAACAACGCAAAGUAAUUGUUCAAAGACUCCAAAUAUGUUCAGUAGAAAUAAAAUGAUUGAACACCAACGUAAUUUAUUCAAACUGUCCCACACUUUGAAAUACAGCAAUGUUUCCAAAUGUAAUUACAAGUAAACAUAUAAAUUGUAAUGACUGGCAAAAGCCCGUUGAUAAGCAUAAUAAUACCAAUUUUCAAUGGAGCCAACUGGAUCAAGAGAUGUUUCGAUAGUAUUCUGAGCCAAAGCGCUAUUGGCAUCCUUGAUUUGGAAAUAUGUGUAUGUAACGAUUCCAGUACUGAUAACACAUAUGCUUUGUUGAAGCAUUGGCAAGAGACUUUCGAACAAGUUGGAAUUCCUCUGAGAAUAUUCAAUAAUUGCACAUUGCCAGGAGGAGUGGGCUUUGCCAAAAAUAAGGCGAUUAGUCUCAGCAGAGGGGAAUUUUUGUGUUUUCAGGAUAUUGAUGAUGUGAUGCUUCCUGACAGAAUCCUGAAACAGUAUAACCGAGCUUGCCAUUCGCCAAAAGAUAUGAUCAUAGGUUGCAGGUUUACAAGAGAACCUAGUGAUUCAACCAUUCGCUAUACAAAGUGGGCAAACUCCUUGUCGCAAAGCCAGCUGGAUUUGCAGGUGUUUACUUCCAAUGGACCAACCGUUAUCAUGCCUACUUGGUUUUUACACAGAAGUGUUUACGAACGAGUGGAUGGAUUUGUUGAAAGUACAAAAGGCAUUCCAGAAGACUUGAUAUUUUUCAAUAAACAUCUUGAUUUAGGUGGAAAAGUUUGUAGGGUUGACGAAUACUUAUUGAUUUAUACAUUCCAUCUCAAUCAAACAACAUUUUCAAUUCAUGAGAGCACUAUUUGGAAUUUGAGAGUCGAGAGGUUAGAGCGAGUUGUUUUAAAGAACUGGCAGCAAUUUACGAUUUGGAAUGCGGGAAAGCAAGGCAGAAAACUGUUUAACUCCUUGAGAGUAGAAAACAAGAAGAAAGUCACUGCUAUGUGUGAUGUGGAUAAAAAUAAAAUCGGGCACAAAUAUAAGCCCUAUUAUCCAGAUGAUAAGAUAGCCGGACCUGAACUAAACAUAGUUCACUACGGAGAUGCCCUACCGCCGUUUGUUAUUUGUGUUAAAAUGGAUUUGACAGGGGGAGUUUUUGAAAAAAAUCUCAAAGAGUUGAAUUUGAAGGAAGGAGUAGAAUACAUUAUGUUCAGUUGAAAGCCAUAUCUCCUUUGUUUAUUCCUGUGGUUUUUCUUGUGCAAGAAGUUGCUAGGGAUACAACUAAUUAUAUUUUGCUAUCCCAUAAUUAAAAUAUAUCAAGUAUAUGUUGUGUGUA